GUAUGUGUGUGUGUGUGUGUCUCCGAUACAGGCUACAGCAACCCUCCCUAUUCUCUUGACGUCCUUUCCUCUGGUUCUCCUGUCAUACAUUUUUUGGGGAUGCCGUUUCAGCCCAAACUGUUGUAAUGAAUCACCUGAAGAGGAAAUCGUUUGUUUUUCGUCCGCUGAUCACUGCCUAACGGGUACUUUUAAGGAACAGCCUUUGACAACAUCAGGAGAGGGGAAACCGAGGAAAACGGUGGUUGAACAUCCGUCGAUGCUUUAUCCGCGGUUCGGGUGCUCUUUUGAUUAAUUUCGUGGGCCGAGACUGUCCUAUAAACUGUCUAGCCAAAUAUUCGUGGGUAGAAGACUUGGUACGGAACUCCACUUGGUUUUGGUGGAAGUGGUUGCUUUUAUGAGCAUCACCAACGUUUGCUAACCGGAAUCAGAAAUCUUUGUCAUCGACAAGUCCACGGCCGGGGUGCGCACAACACAAGCUAGCCUACCUGACGUUUUUUUUUUGUUUCCCCAAUUGUUUUCCUCGCGGUUCCGACAUCGCUCGAGCUGAUUAUGGAACAGCGCCCCUUUUCCCUCUGAAAAUACACCCAUGAACGGUGUUGGGAAGGGUUGGGAGGGAUAUUGUUUCAAACAUUCAAUUGAAUGUCCACUGAAAUGGUACGAUAGCGAGAAUACUGGGGAAGAAUGGGGUUGUUGAUUUAGUUUUUAUUCCCUAAAAAAUUAGGUUCAAUCGGUGCCUCCUGUCGACAACAGUUUAACAUGAACAGAAUGUAGCGCGGAGGCUUGUAAACGACUUCCACUCAUACAAUCUUUGCCGUUUACCUUCUCCGUGACCAGUACUGCCUUUUGACAGUGAACAUGAGAAUUGUCUGAGAAUCCAAGUCUGUUUGCUCUCAACCCCGGUCUGGCCGGUUGGAUAAAAACGGGCAUCGAUUGCCUUGGAACACUGGCCGGAGCACCAUUGCUGACGGCCAAUGUCGACCGUUAUCUUGUCAAGAAUUUAAUCCUGUAAAUAAAUUGACAAAGCUAAACAGGCUAAAUCAAGAUUCGCCGGGACUGAACGGAGAACUCAGGGACAAUGUCUUCACGCUCAGCUGUGCCAGGGAACGAGCGGAACUCCGACCAUCAUACCUCUCUCUCAGCCAGCCGCUCGGAGAAGGGCACCGGUUGGUCGAGCCGGUCGCUGGGGGCGCGGUGUCGGAACUCCAUCGCCUCGUGUUCUGACGAGCUGCCUCACAUCGGGAACUACCGGCUUCUGAAGACCAUCGGGAAGGGCAACUUCGCCAAGGUCAAGCUGGCCCGACACAUCCUGACCGGCCGUGAGGUUGCCAUCAAGAUCAUAGACAAGAGCCAGCUCAACCCGACCAGUCUGCAGAAGCUCUUCAGAGAGGUACGCAUCAUGAAGGGUCUCAACCACCCCAACAUCGUCCAACUGUUUGAGGUGAUCGAGACAGAGAAGACCCUGUACCUGAUCAUGGAGUACGCCAGUGGAGGUGAGGUGUUUGACUACCUUGUGUCUCAUGGGAGGAUGAAGGAGAAGGAGGCCAGAGCCAAGUUCAGACAGAUUGUGUCAGCCGUCCACUACUGUCACCAGAAGAACAUUGUGCACAGAGACCUGAAGGCUGAGAACCUGCUCCUGGAUGCUGACACCAACAUCAAGAUAGCAGACUUUGGCUUCAGUAAUGAGUUCACCCUGGGCAGCAAGCUGGACACCUUCUGUGGUUCCCCCCCCUACGCUGCCCCCGAGCUCUUUCAGGGUAAGAAGUAUGAUGGUCCUGAGGUGGACGUGUGGAGUCUGGGGGUCAUCCUCUACACGCUGGUCAGCGGCUCCCUGCCCUUCGACGGACAGAACCUCAAGGAGCUGCGGGAGCGCGUGUUGCGGGGGAAGUACCGUGUGCCCUUCUACAUGUCCACAGACUGUGAGGGUAUCCUCAGGAGGUGCACGAGGAAGGUUUUCAGACACAGCACCUUCACGUGA
Molecule: messenger RNA, 1975 nt
Organism: Hypomesus transpacificus
Lineage: Eukaryota; Metazoa; Chordata; Actinopteri; Osmeriformes; Osmeridae
Product: MAP/microtubule affinity-regulating kinase 4-like
Exons: 11
Coding region: 1076-1975 (299 amino acids)
Biological process (GO): microtubule cytoskeleton organization; intracellular signal transduction; protein phosphorylation
Cellular component (GO): cytoplasm
Molecular function (GO): protein serine/threonine kinase activity; tau-protein kinase activity; ATP binding
Source: RefSeq, a predicted model, not a curated record